AUGCUUCCACCUCCAGCCGAUCUAAUGUCUUCUUCAGUUGAUCACAAUCCACCAUUUUGUACUCCGGCGACUUUCUACGCUGGAUGUGAUUUUGUUCGUCCAAUGAUGGAUGUGCAUACACAACUGCGAGAAGCCACUUCCUUCUCAAUCCUCAACGACAACGACUCGCCUUCUUUUGCUAUACGUCCCAGGCAAUUGCGUCAGUCCUUGUCUCCCGCCUCUGUCGCUGCUUCAGUCGCUCGCUCCACCUCCGCCUCAGGUUCUGGCUUCAUCUCAGCCUCUACCUCUCCAUCCCCACGGCCCGAUAGACAAGUCCGCCCAUACUUGCCACGCCAGGAUCAUUACACUCGAGCUUCGUCCUUCUCCUCUGGAGGCGCUCCGCCAUUGUCAAGACUCUCUUCCAACUCGAGCAUGGAUUCUUCCCCGUCUCCCAUCACCCCUGCAUAUACCUACAAUGACAGCACUCUUCCUCCCUUCGACCAAUUGACCCGCCAAGACCUGGCCACCUACCUUCCUCAGCCUUCUCCCACCACUAUUACUCCAUUCCUCGAACAACAACUCUUGAUCGCGCCAAACAUGAUGCCAGACCACUUUGUCGGGAAGCAAUUCCAAUCUACACUUCCCCUUGCUCAGUAUCCCAUCCAUGCUCCUAUCCCUCCGGUCUUUCCUAUCAACAACCCCACAUCUGCCAACUCUUCUGUCCUACCUGCCUCCACAGCACCAGCAACCUCCUCUGUUACAACUCCAGUCAAGAUCCAAUCCAAGACUUCUCCUCAAACAACAUCUGGUCCUACUCCUGGCAAGAAAAACAAGUACCCAUGCCCCUAUGCACAGUCACAGAGCUGCACCGCUACCUUCACUACCUCGGGUCAUGCAGCUCGCCAUGGCAAAAAGCAUACUGGCGAGAAGGGCGUUCACUGUCCUGUCUGCAACAAGGCAUUCACCCGCAAAGACAACAUGAAACAGCAUGAGCGAACUCACAAGGGCUCCAUGUCGGGAAGCAAUAGUGACAACUCCAGCGUGCGCCGCAGCAAAGCGUCCAUUACAAAGGUCGCUCAAAAAGCCAGACAGGCUCAAAAGGAUGACACAACCCUUCCCGAUCGCAGUCGACGUUCGAGUUUGAUGCGAUCGCCUUUGUCCGAGGUCACAUCAUUGGCUCCUCCAGCCACAGACACCUCCCUAAGCACGGAAAGCUCCUUGGCCACCAACUUCUACCCCGACACUCAACAGAUGCUCAUGCCAAUCCAAACGAUUCCUGAGACAUUGUCACCCAACACUUUCUACUCAAAUGAGCUCUUGAUGCAACAGCAAUCUUCGAUCCUUCCACUCCCACAGCUUAUGCUCGACAAAGCCGAUGACUUCACCUUGGCUGGAAACAUGCCAUCGGCACCUCCGUUGCUAAGGGGUUUCUCGGACCUCGAUACUCUUGCAAAUGUUGCUGGUGCCGCAUACGAUCCCAACUACUAUUCUGGCCAAAACCUAUGA
Molecule: messenger RNA, 1485 nt
Organism: Exophiala bonariae
Lineage: Eukaryota; Fungi; Ascomycota; Eurotiomycetes; Chaetothyriales; Herpotrichiellaceae
Exons: 1
Coding region: 1-1485 (494 amino acids)
Biological process (GO): regulation of transcription by RNA polymerase II
Cellular component (GO): nucleus
Molecular function (GO): DNA-binding transcription factor activity, RNA polymerase II-specific; RNA polymerase II cis-regulatory region sequence-specific DNA binding
Source: RefSeq, a predicted model, not a curated record